This is a messenger RNA of Gekko japonicus, 3425 nucleotides long. RefSeq names its product ecotropic viral integration site 5-like (gene EVI5L). The coding region runs from base 259 to 2757 and encodes 832 amino acids. The record is from RefSeq and is a predicted model, not a curated record. NCBI's taxonomy places the organism in Eukaryota, Metazoa, Chordata, Lepidosauria, Squamata, Gekkonidae. The transcript has 20 exons.
UGCGGGAGGAGGGAUGUGACGGCGGCUCCGGCUCCUCCUCCUCCAUCGCCACCUGCAGCAGAUCCAUGGCAGCUGCGGCUCCCGGCGUGGGUGUCUCCGCCCUACCGUAUAUGCUGACGGAGAGGGAGGCGGUGGCCACCGAGGCCGGGCCUGGAGGCUCAGGACCCCCGCCUCCCUGAGGAGAAGGAGCCGAGAUGGCAGUGCCGGCCGUGCAGGUGAUACUUUGACCUUGCUGAAAACUUACUUUGAAGAUUCUGAAUGAACAUUCCCACUACUCUCCGACUGUCUGAGAUGGCAAGUCCAGCAAUCAGCCCAGACUCCUCCUCCCAUGAUGCACUCUCUUCUGUCAACUCAAUGCCUGCAUGUUCCCCCACAUCAGAUUCUGAGAACCUGAGCCCAGAUGAGCUGGAGCUUUUAGCAAAGCUGGAAGAACAAAAUAGGCUUCUUGAGGCAGAUUCCAAAUCUAUGCGUUCCAUGAAUGGUUCUCGGAGGAACAGUGGGUCCUCUUUAGUCUCCAGUUCUUCCGCCUCUUCCAAUUUGAGUCAUCUUGAGGAAGAUACUUGGAUUUUGUGGGGACGGAUUGUCAAUGAAUGGGAAGAAUGGCGAAAAAGGAAGGAAAAGCUGCUGAGGGAGCUGAUAAGAAAAGGAAUCCCCCACCACUUCCGAGCCAUUGUUUGGCAACUUCUGUGCAGUGCCACAGAUAUGCCUGUAAAGAAUCAGUAUUCAGAACUACUGAAGAUGUCCUCUCCUUGUGAAAAGCUGAUCAGGAGGGACAUUGCCAGGACAUACCCUGAACAUGAAUUCUUCAAGGGACAGGACAGCCUGGGCCAAGAAGUUCUCUUCAAUGUCAUGAAGGCUUACUCUCUAGUGGACCGUGAGGUUGGAUACUGCCAGGGCAGUGCAUUUAUCGUUGGACUGCUUUUGAUGCAGAUGCCUGAGGAAGAGGCUUUCUGUGUAUUUGUACGUCUGAUGCAGGAAUAUAGAUUACGGGAGCUGUUCAAACCCACUAUGGCUGAGCUGGGCCUUUGCAUUUACCAGUUUGAGUACAUGCUUCAGGAGCAGCUGCCUGAACUGAACAUCCAUUUCCGCUCCCAGAGCUUCUUAACAUCUAUGUAUGCUUCGUCUUGGUUUCUCACUCUCUUCCUCACCACCUUUCCACUACCUGUGGCCACUCGAGUGUUCGAUAUCUUCAUGUAUGAGGGAUUGGAAAUAAUCUUCCGUGUCGGGAUGGCUCUUCUGCAAUUCAAUCAGGCUGAACUUGUGCAGCUGGACAUGGAGGGGAUGUCACAGUAUUUCCAGAAAGUGAUUCCUCACCAGUUUGACAGCUGUCCUGAUAAGCUGAUCUUAAAGGCCUACCAGGUCAAGUACAACCCUAAAAAAAUGAAAAGACUAGAGAAGGAGUACACUGCAAUCAAAAACAGAGAGAUGGAAGAGCAGAUUGAAAUCAAGAGGCUUCGUACUGAGAACCGCCUUUUGAAACAGCGGAUUGAAACCCUGGAGAAGGAGAGUGCUGCCUUGGCAGAUAGACUGAUCCAGGGUCAAGUCACCCGUGCACAAGAGGCCGAAGAGAACUAUAUCAUCAAGCGAGAGCUGGCAGUGGUGAGGCAGCAAUGCUGUUCAGCCACAGAGAACUUGCAGAAAGCCCAGAGUAUGAUCCGGCAGCUGCAGGACCAGCAGAGCAAUCCCCGCUUCUCUGAGGAAUUUGUGAAUCAUCUGGAAACAGAGCUGGAGCAAUCCCGCCUGCGAGAAUCUGAGACACUGAGUGCCCUUAAGGAGAUGCAGGACAAAGUGCUGGACAUGGAAAAGAAGAAUAGCUUGCUGCCCGAUGAAAACAACGUGGCUCGUCUGCAAGAAGAACUGAAGGCCAUGAAUGUGCGGGAGUCUGAGGCGAUGAAGUCUCUCAGGGAGCUGCAGCAGCAGGUGAAGGAGCUCAAUGACAGCUGGCAGGCCCAUUUGAGCCGGACUGGGGGGCGAUGGAAGGAUUCUCCUCGCAAGAACACUAUGAAUGACCUCCAAGAUGAGCUGAUGAGCCUCCAUCUGCGUGAGACUCAGGCCCAGGCUGAGGUCAGAGAGUUGCGUCAGAGGGUGGUGGAGCUUGAAACCCAGGAUCAGAUCCAUAGCAACCAUCUAAAUCGUAUGGAACAGGAAUGUGCUGGGCUGCAUGAAAAGGUACAGUACCUCACUGCACAGAACAAGGGGCUGCAGACCCAGCUGAGUGAGACCAAGCGCAAGCAUGCUGAAUCUGAGUGUAAGAGUAAAGAAGAGGUGAUGGCAGCGCGACUGCGAGAAGCUGACAGCAUGGCUGCUGUGGCAGAGAUGCGGCAGCGGAUUGCUGAGCUGGAAAUCCAGAGAGAAGAAGGGAUGAUUCAGGGCCAACUCAAUAACUCUGACUCUUCCCAGUACAUUAGAGAACUGAAGGACCAGAUUGAUGAACUCAAGGCAGAGAUCCGACUGAUGAAGGGGCCAAAGCCUUUUGAGGACUCCAUGGGCUUUGAUGGCAUCCAUAUUGUUAGUCACCUGGCGGUAGAUGAUGACUCACUGCACUCUUCAGAUGAAGAGCUGCUGACCAGCCCCAUGGUGGUGGGUGCUUUGCAGGAUGUCUUGUACCCACUGUCUCCCCAUAAUGCACACUUUCUACGGGGUGCUGAGAGCUCUGGCAAGGAGAGUGAUGGCACCACAGACAGCGAUCCAGAUGACCCCGCCCCCGCCACUGAGCCUAAUGGUGAGAUCAUCUUUGCCAAGGCCCUGAGCAAAUGAGGAGAGAUGUUGCCAUCCCAGCUCCAUCCAGAAGGUGCUUUUUGUCCCCUGGCUGCACUGUGCUGGGGGAACUGGGGGUGACGGACAUGAUGCAUUCUGAAUCUGGUACCCAAUGAGUAUCAGGCCCCCCAGGAUGGCACAGGGGAUGGACAGUUCCACAGGUGGCCUGCAUUACACAGACCAUCUUUAUUGUUCAUUGUCGGCACUGCCUUUUUUCCAGCUCUGUCAUCUUUAGUCGUUUAAAAUCCAAAUCCAUGUAUAGUACUCAUUCAUCCCCCCCCCACCUCCUGCGGCUGCCACAGUCUCGUUCUUCUCACAUGCUCAAAGGUUCACACAUUCAAGACCUUCCAAAGGACAGUGGAAGUAACAAGACCAUUGGUUCCAUAUAAUGCAGUCCAGUUGUAAGUUUGUGUCUUUGCUGCGCUCGGAGAAACAGGAGGGAUCAGUCUUCCCUUUAUUUAUACGUUUCCCUCUACUCUGCUGUUCUGCAUACAGAGAAGAAGCUUGAAUGCCUCCAUACUUACUUGUCAUUUUCAGCCCAAGAAGAGGAGAGAGAGGGGUGCAUGGAGAGUGUGCUUCUGAAGAGGUGACUUGGUUGUAGAGAGAGAGAGAUUAUAUUUUGGUUUCUGCAUAUCUUAUUUAUUUAUACUGAGCAACUGCCAGUUCGG